This is a messenger RNA of Marchantia polymorpha subsp. ruderalis, 2588 nucleotides long. The record is from the annotation of a GenBank genome assembly. Lineage: Eukaryota; Viridiplantae; Streptophyta; Marchantiopsida; Marchantiales; Marchantiaceae.
CAAUACUCUCGUUCAGCACGUGGGUCUCGGGCACUGUCAUCGACGUAACCAGUCUCAGCCAAACACCUCGAGUCGAUCCUUGAGAUGACAAGGCCCGUCUGCGCCGUGUCACUGUAACCGCGUCUUGUAACGAGAAGCGCCCUCGGUUGAGAGCCUCAGAAUGCGAGGAGAGCCCAUCAUGUCGUUACUGUAACGAAGCCCGUCCCAGUUGCCGAAUCCAUACGAGCACGGCGCAUGGUCGAGCUCCGAGCGGGAGGGAGGGCGAGCUUCGACGGAAGAAUGAACGAAAGAUGGAGCCUCCGAAGAAGAGACGAGAGCAGAGAAGAGAUUCGAGCUCGCUCAGAUCUUGCGAUGUCGAGCGCAGAGCCUCGUUUCUGCUCAUGGUUUGAUGUUCUUUUGAUGUCGGGUGACGACACUACUCGCGAGGGCGAGUGAAGGAUUGAUGAAGGAUUGAAGGAGCGAGGGCGCGACUUUAUGUGGAGGCCGAGCCGAGGCGCAGGCAGAGGCAGAGGCAGAGGUUGGAGCGAGAGAGAGAGGGGACGGGGCGAUGGUUGCCGAAGUGCGCAAGAUGCGAGAUAGGGACGAUGCGGAAGUCGGCGGAGGAGGAGGAGGAGCGCCUGGGGGAGAAGCGGGAGCAGGGGCGGGAGGAGCAAAGAAGCCGAGGCUGGAGGCAACGACCGAGAGCGCGGGGGGCCUCCCGCACUUCGAGUACGAGGACGACGACGAGAAAGCUGAGGACGAGGAAUUGGAGGAGAGGUCGCGAGAAGCUCGCCGGCGGUACACGGAAGUGCGCCGAGAUUGCCCCUAUUUGGACACGGUGAAUCGACAAGUGCUGGAUUUCGACUUCGAGAAGUUUUGCUCUGUGUCGCUGUCCAAUCUGAAUGUGUACGCGUGCUUGGUGUGCGGGAAGUAUUUCCAAGGCCGCGGCCGGAACUCGCACGCCUACACUCACAGUCUCGAAGCCGGGCACCAUGUUUUCAUCAACCUGCAAUCCGAGAAGGUCUACUGCUUGCCCGACGGCUACGAAGUGAACGACCCCUCCCUGGACGACAUUCGCUUCGUUCUGAAUCCAAGAUUCACUCGCGAGCAAGUGGUGCUGCUCGACCGGAGCAAGCAGUGGGCCCGCGCGCUCGAUGGCUCCGAUUAUCUUCCUGGAAUGGUAGGGUUGAACAAUAUAAAGGAAACGGAUUUUGUGAAUUCGACGAUCCAGUCUCUCAUGCGUGUCACUCCUCUGCGGAACUUUUUUCUCAUUCCUGCAAACUAUGAAAAGUAUAAGUCGCCUCUCGUCGAGCGGUUCGGGGAGCUCACCCGGAAGAUUUGGCAUUCUAGGAACUUCAAAGGGCAAGUGAGCCCGCAUGAGUUCCUUCAGGCCGUCAUGGUAGCGAGCAAGAAGCGCUUCAGGAUCGGGGUACAGUCGGACCCCGUGGACUUCAUAUCUUGGCUGCUGAACACCUUACAUGCCGACUUAGGUGGCACUCGCAAACCCUACAGCAGCGUGAUCUACAAAUGUUUCCAGGGAGAGUUGGAAGUCGUGAAGGAGGUGCAAAAGAGCUUCAUUGACAAAUCGGAGAGCGAAGACCGUGCACAUGCUACUGUCGAAGAAGAGAAGGUCAGGAGCACGGUUUCAGUGUCGGAGGAGGUUAGCAAAAUGCCUUUUCUGAUGCUGGGAUUGGAUCUUCCUCCUCCUCCACUUUUCAAAGAUGUCAUGGAGAAAAACAUCAUCCCUCAAGUUCCUCUCUUCAAUAUUUUGAAGAAAUUCGACGGAGAGACUGUGACAGAAGUUGUCAGACCUCAGCUGGCUCGACUCCGUUAUCGCGUAACUAGGCUUCCCAAGUACAUGAUUCUGCACAUGCGACGGUUCACCAAGAACAAUUUCUUCGUGGAGAAGAAUCCGACCUUGGUCAAUUUCCCGGUCAAGAAUUUGGAACUGAAGGACUACAUUCCGCUCCCUGUGCCCAAAGAAAAUGAGAAGCUUCGAUCAAAGUAUGAUCUUAUUGCCAAUCUUGUGCACGAUGGGAAGCCAGGGGAAGGUUCAUACAGGGUUUUCGUUCAACGAAAAUCCGAGGAGCAGUGGUAUGAGAUGCAAGACUUGCAUGUGGCAGAAACCUUGCCUCAGAUGGUUGCUCUGUCUGAAGCUUACAUGCAAAUUUAUGAGCAGCAAAGCUAGUCGUUAGGAAUUUUUGCACUGAUGUUGUAAUAACAGUUUUCUUGACAGCAUGAUUUUGUCACAUAUACCAGUGGCUGAGCCACAUUUUUGCCUCGUAAAAGAAUGACUUCCUUUCCUCCUCAAUCACACUAAUCGAGAACGAAGGUGACCACGGCAUAAUUGUAAACUUCCUGCGCGUGUAACAGCAGGCCCGACCCAAUGGCCCAGAUAUACUUUUAGCUAUUCAAUUGUAAGAGUUUCACCUCUCUUUCGUUUGUUUCCCAUACGAAACAAGGAUUCUAUGUCUGUGCUCGUGACCAGCAAUGUAUUUAGAAUCUUUGCAGGGAAUUCUGGAUGACUGUGAAGAAACUGGGCAUAUCACUCAGCCCAUUAUAUUUGUCACUUAAAGCUUGCACUGCUUUGUUUGACGUCUGAUUGUUUG